CUCUAUAUAUAAAAGGAGAGAGAGAAGAGAGAGAGAGAGAGACGCGGCGAUCCAACGACAAGCGAACAACGGAGAAGAGCGAGAGAGAGCGAGAGAGAGAGAGAGAGAGAGCGAAAAAGAAGAGCCGAGAAGCCUCGCGAUUCUUCCGCUCGAUUCGCCUCCAGGAAAGAGAGAAAGAAACUCGCCGGUUUAUGCUCUCCGCGACUCCCGUGGCGGCGGCGCACGGCGGUGCUUAUCCCCCUCCCUUUGCGCCUCCUACUCCCAUGGUCGCAGCGGGAGCAGCGGCGGCGUUGCCGUGCUCCUUGGAGGACCCAAGCAGGAAGGUUCGGAAGCCCUACACCAUCACCAAGUCGAGGGAGAGCUGGUCCGAGGUCGAGCACGACAAGUUCCUCGAGGCCCUCCACCUUUUCGAUCGCGACUGGAAAAAGAUAGAAGCUUUUGUAGGGUCAAAGACGGUGAUACAGAUAAGGAGUCAUGCGCAAAAAUACUUUUUGAAGGUUCAAAAGAAUGGCAUGAGCGAACAUGUACCACCCCCUCGACCAAAGAGGAAAGCAGCACAUCCGUAUCCGCAAAAAGCACCUAAAAAUGCUGCCAUCAUAACUCAGGCUGUCGCUCCUUCACCGGCUUCUUCUCUUGUGUUGGAACCCUGCUAUACCGUAUCUAGUGAUAGCUCUACUGUCGUUAGGAACUCUACUUCAAAUGCUACAUUGUCCUCUUGUGUUAAUGGUUCAGUUCAGCCUUUUAGUGCUGCUCAAAUGACAAAAGUACCAAGCGAAGCUAUUAUGGCCAAUAAUUGUUGUAGCAGGACUGAGAGCCCUACUGAGGUGUGGCUGGCUUCUGAAACAACUGAGAAGGAAAAUCAAGUUCCAUUUCUUCGGGUCAUGCCGGACUUCUCUCAAGUAUACAGCUUUCUUGCCGGCGUAUUUGACCCAAAUACGAGUGGGCAUUUGGAGAAGCUUAAAGAGAUGGACCCAAUUGAUGUUGAAACAGUACUGUUGCUGAUGAGGAACCUAUCGGCCAAUUUGACCAGCCCCGACUUUGAGGCACAUAGACGGUUACUUUCCACAUAUGGUUCCGGCACGGAGGAAGCUAACUCGAACAGCUUCAGCAAUCUGCUUCAAGCAAGUAGAACACCGGUCACUCCAUUCAUAACUCCCAGGGUGGAGGUCGAGUGAAGCGCACCGAGGAAUCCCUCAAUGUUAUGUACUCACUUCGAUCCGAAAAAAAAGCAGUAGUGAGCAAACAUUUCUACUUUACUUUGCUCCGGAAGUAGACUCCAGGUUUCGAAACCGUUUCUGGGGUUAGCUUUUUCAUUGUAUAGCUUUUUGCGAAUCUCCGCCCCUCGAGGAAAAAAUAGUGAUCCUGUAAAUAACUAGUUUUGUAUUUUUCGUGUAAAUCAUCGGAGGUGUCACGAAGAUUAAAGCUUGAGGAAUCUCUUCUAUGUAUCUCAAAUGUGUGCGCAAAAACAGGUGUGUUCAUGUGUAAUUUUGUAUGUAUGUAUAUAAAUGUAUAUAUGUUUGGAAUCUGAGCAAAACAUGGUUUGUUUUA
Messenger RNA from Ananas comosus (pineapple), 1548 nucleotides. Its product is annotated as protein REVEILLE 5-like. The record is from RefSeq and is a predicted model, not a curated record. NCBI's taxonomy places the organism in Eukaryota, Viridiplantae, Streptophyta, Magnoliopsida, Poales, Bromeliaceae. The transcript is spliced from 9 exons. Bases 192 to 1175 code for a protein of 327 amino acids. Gene Ontology annotation, molecular function: DNA binding.